Messenger RNA from Penicillium brevicompactum, 1542 nucleotides. RefSeq names its product transferase family protein. The transcript has a single exon. Lineage: Eukaryota; Fungi; Ascomycota; Eurotiomycetes; Eurotiales; Aspergillaceae. Gene Ontology annotation, molecular function: acyltransferase activity, transferring groups other than amino-acyl groups. Bases 1 to 1542 code for a protein of 513 amino acids. The record is from RefSeq and is a predicted model, not a curated record.
AUGGCUACCAUUGAGUCUACCAGAUUGUUUCCCACCGAGCGACCGCCGCCGACAUCAACGCCUCUGUCGAUCCUCGAUGCAACUGUUGUGAGAUUCACCCCGACAGGUGCCAUUUGGAUCUUCGACACAAAUGUGGACCCGCCAAGCUUGAUCGACCAUCUUCGCUCCUCAUUAAUCACCACAUUGUCCACAUUCCCUCAAUGGUCUGGGCAAUUGCAAUGGUCUCCUGUCGGCGAAGGAGGCCACACUGAGCGAUUCAAUCGCCCAAUUCUCAAGUAUGGCACCGAUGCCGAUCCCGGCGUGGAGUGGACGGUUAUCGAAAGGCCCAUUCGAGCCCAAGAGGUCGCACCUACCGCCAAGGAGCGUGCUUCUUCGACCGCUGGCUCUCGACCCGGAAGCUGGAAUGGCGAUGGCUUUGACGAGACCUUGUUUGUCUCGUCAAAUCCAUUGGCUUUGUCCAACCUGCAUGACUAUGCUGGUCGUCCUGGAAUGCAAGUCCAGGUCACUCUUCUCGGAGGAGGAUACGCCAUCGGCGUGAAGUUAGCACACUGUCUAGCAGAUGCGCAAACUCUCAUGAUUUUCAUGAAACUUUGGUCGGCAAACAGCCAAGAAAGCUUUGGGAAUAAUUGCAAACCGUCGGCAAUCGACGAGCCCAUCUUCAAUCCCGAAUUACUGGACAGCCUUGCUGGUGGCGAUAUCGACAGCCCCAAUCGCAAUCAAGCUCUGACACACACAGCACGUAGCUUGCCAUUACAUCGCUUCAGCUGGUGGGACACAUCAGACGAAGGUUAUCCGAGCGUUUGCGUCUCCACGACAGAGCAUUCAAAGCCCCCUCCCGAACAACUCAAGCGUAUGCAAGUAUCUCCCUCAGAGCCAGCACCUUGGACCACGUGGGACUUUUCCCGCCCGGCCAGCUACACACAACUGCAUUUCACAGGCUCGGAUCUAGCCCGUAUCAAGGCUCUUGCUCUUGCUGACUCGGGCACUCGGGCUGACAUCUCCCGCCUCGACGCUCUCCUUGCUUACCUGUGGGCGUGCAUCACUCGCGCUCGCGGAUACGAAAAUUCAUCCCGACAGGUUUACCUCAAUCUGACUCUUGGGGCACGAGCUCGUGUGUCACCCGCUCUUCCUGAUACAUUUAUUGGGUCCCCGCUAUUUAUAACCCACGUCGGAGCAUCCGGUUCCUCGGUCUGUCAGACGACGCUGGGUAGCAAAGCUAGUCAAAUUCGAGAGACGAUGAAAAAAUUCACUCCAGAUGCCAUGGGGGCAAUUCUACAUGAUGCGGCUUUUGAGGCUUCGCCACAACGGUUGUGGCAAGCUUUCAUGGGCACGGAGCAUACAAUAGUUACAUCUUGGUUGAGGUUAGGAUUGUAUAAUAUUGACUUUGUGGGUGGGUGUCAACCCCGAUAUGCGCAUGCUAUCAUGCCGAAGCUGGAUGGAUGUGCUCAGAUCAUGGACAGUGGGAUAGGCGACGAUGGCAUGGAUAUUGCACUUUACCUUGACAAGGAGGCUAUGGGCAACUUGCUUCGAGAUAAAUGUUGA